Molecule: messenger RNA, 1431 nt
Organism: Cephus cinctus (wheat stem sawfly)
Lineage: Eukaryota; Metazoa; Arthropoda; Insecta; Hymenoptera; Cephidae
Product: zinc finger and SCAN domain-containing protein 12
Exons: 2
Coding region: 158-1033 (291 amino acids)
Biological process (GO): regulation of DNA-templated transcription
Molecular function (GO): RNA polymerase II cis-regulatory region sequence-specific DNA binding; DNA-binding transcription factor activity, RNA polymerase II-specific
Source: RefSeq, a predicted model, not a curated record
CUCGCAAUGUCAUUUUGAUCAUUAGUAUAGCCCGGAGUGUCGUCUCAUACAGGUCGUCUCAGUCUGAAAACUCUUAACGAGAAAUUCUGUGGGUCGUAUAUAUAGCGUAGGAAACAAAUAAAGUUGUACAGUGUCAAAUUAAAAUACGUUAAUCGAAAUGAGAGUGAAAACUGUACCGAGGCAAAGAAUUAAGAAAACUGACAGUGAACAAAAUUUUCAAGGACAUUCGGAUAAGCCUCGAGAAUUCGAAAGCAAUAUGGACAACCAAAUAAAUCCUGACAAUCACGAAAAGUCAUUGGAAUCCAACAAGGAAUUAAAAAAGUGUUUAUACCAAAAUACACGUCCUGUGGGAAAAUCAUCGCGUUACGAGCCUAUCCCGUUGACAGGAUUGCCUCGUAAAAAGGAGCCCGAACCAAAUUCAAAGGAAGAGCCAGUGUAUCAGAAAAGCCAAGAAAAUAUGGAAGUGAUGGAUUUGUCGAAAAAAAAAGCAAAACCCUCCAGUCAUUUCGACGACAAUAGCAACGACAAGCUGAAGGACACCUUCCUGUACAAGAUCAUGACGGAUCCGAUGUUAGUGCAAAAUAUACGCAAGGAUAAGAUAUCAAAGCAGUACAACUGUCCGUUUUGCAAGCAAGGAUUUUUUCACGAGAAUGAUCUAAACGAUCACAUGGAAGUUCGCAAGGACAACACGAAUCAAAUAGCGUGUUGCGCCUGCGGCAAAACGUUUGCCCAGAAACGUUAUCUGCGCUACCAUCAGAGAUGUCAUUCCCACAGGCACAAGUUCACCUGCGAGAUUUGCACUCGCGAAUAUUCGCGUCUGGACAAUCUGACGCGUCACAAUAUCUUUCAUACUAAUCCGGAUAAGUUCUCUUGCGCCUUCUGCGAGAGGACUUUCGCCAGGAAGGACUUGCUGAACAAGCACCAGCGCUGCCACGAGAACAAGCAUCGCUUCCACUGCGCCCUCUGUCAAAAGUACUUCAAGGGACCGCUCUCUUUGGAAAAUCACCGGAAGCUUGUUCAUCCAAACGCUUAGUGACACAGUGAGGGACGCCGGGCGUCGCGACGUUUUACAAAAGAGUCAACAUUAUUUUGUAGAAAUUAUCUCGCCACCAGAUAGGCACCAACGUAGGAAGCGAAGAAUGGAAGGAACAAGAGAGAGGAUGAGAAAGAGAGAGUAAAAAAAAAAAUUCUCUAUACUCCCCCCUUUAGCGAUAAAUAAAGUUUUUCUUAUUUUUAUAUUAAAAAAUAAAAAGUUGCUAAAACUCAUAGAGCUGCGGAUCAACUAUAAUAGCGUUGUGUAUGCGUCGAUGUAGUAGAUAACGAAACUAAGAAAAGUAUAGCGUUAAGCCCUGUAUACAUAUGUAUGUAGUAUAAUAGUAAAGAAGCAGCGAAGAAGAAUUAAGAUAAAUAAAGAAUUUUUCGAAAAAGCCU